Ziziphus jujuba (common jujube) is the source of this 3644-nucleotide messenger RNA. RefSeq lists its product as uncharacterized. The record is from RefSeq and is a predicted model, not a curated record. Bases 93 to 2666 code for a protein of 857 amino acids. The transcript is spliced from 18 exons. Gene Ontology annotation, biological process: guanosine tetraphosphate metabolic process. Gene Ontology annotation, cellular component: chloroplast. NCBI's taxonomy places the organism in Eukaryota, Viridiplantae, Streptophyta, Magnoliopsida, Rosales, Rhamnaceae.
AUAAAAAAUAAAAAAUAAAAAAUGAAUUUAACCACCACAGAGUAACCACCAAAAAGAUUCCAAAAUUCGACGGAGGAAAAGGGAGAGAAAACAUGCUCUCAUGCCAACCACCCACCACCACCACCUCCUCCGAAUCCUCAAUGUUGGCUCACAAAUUCCACCGCCAUCACUUCCGCAACUGCUCUCCCAAAUUUCGAUGCAUUCUCGACCAGAUUGCUCCCAAAUUCGCCGUCUCCUCCUCCCUCAGCUCCGUCUUCACCUCCACCAACGUCAUCGCCGCCGCAGCCUCCUCCGGUUCCACCACCCUCCACGGCGCCGUCACCUCCACCAUCACUCAAGUCGCUGUUACUGCCGUCGCCAUUGCCUCCGGUGCUUGUCUCUCCACUAAGGUCGAUUUCUUGUGGCCCAAACUAGACGAGCAACCAGGUUCUCUUAUAGUGGAGGGAGUAGAUGUAACUGGAUAUUCCAUAUUUGGUGAACCGGAGGUGCAAAAGGCUAUCGCAUUUGCUAAAAAAGCCCACCACGGCCAACUACGCAAAACUGGAGACCCUUACUUAACGCAUUGUAUCCAAACGGGGAGAAUCUUGGCCAUGUUGGUUCCUUCCAGUGGCAAAAAAGCUAUUGAAACAGUUGUGGCUGGAAUUCUCCAUGAUGUGAUUGAUGAUACAUGUGAAAGUUUGCAUAGUGUGGAAGAACAGUUUGGGCAUGAUGUGGCUAAGUUGGUAGCCGGAGUUUCCAGGUUGAGUUAUAUAAAUCAGCUCUUACGGAGACAUCGCAGGGUAAAUGUGAGCCGGGAAACCCUUGGGCAUGAGGAGGCAAACAAUUUACGAGUUAUGCUGCUGGGCAUGGUUGAUGAUCCACGCGUGGUGCUUAUCAAGCUUGCUGAUCGUCUUCACAACAUGAGAACCAUUUAUGCUUUGCCAUUGCUAAAAGCCCAGGCUGUUGCAAAGGAGACUCUAGUUGUUUGGUGUUCACUUGCCUCCAGAUUAGGCUUGUGGGCAUUGAAAGCUGAACUGGAAGAUCUGUGCUUUGCUGUUCUUCAGCCUCAAAUAUUUCAGAAAAUGAGGGCUGAUCUAGCUUUCAUGUGGAGCACGAGCAGCAGAGAAGGAAGUACAAAGAAAAUCUGUGCAAAAGCCAACUUCCUCCCUUUAAAUGAUAAGAGCUCCUUUUUUGACUAUGAGGGAUUGGUGGCAAUUGAUGAAGAUGUCACAAGCAUGAAGAAUCUGUUGGAAGCGGUAGUGCCAUUUGAUGUCUUGUUGGAUCGGAGUAAAAGGACCAACUUUCUUAACAGUCUUAGAAAAGGUUUGGAGACCCAAACAAGCCCCAAGGUUGUGCGAGAUGCUGCAAUUGCUUUGGCAUCUCUGAUAGAGUGUGAGGAAGCACUUGAGCGGGAGUUGAUUGUGUCAACUUCUUAUGUACCAGGGAUGGAGGUAACUUUGUCCAGCCGACUAAAAAGUUUGUAUAGCAUCUAUAGCAAGAUGAAACGGAAGGAUGUAAGCAUUGAUCAAAUAUAUGAUGCCCGUGCGCUAAGGGUAGUCGUUGGCGACAAGAAUGGAACUUUGCAUGGACCUGCUGUUCAGUGCUGCUACAGUCUUCUUGACAUUGUACACAAACUUUGGACCCCUAUUGAUGGUGAAUUUGAUGAUUACAUUGUCAAUCCAAAACCCAGUGGCUACCAGUCUCUGCACACUGCAGUACAAGGUUCUGAAGGAUCACCUUUGGAAGUUCAAAUAAGAACACAGAGGAUGCAUGAAUAUGCUGAACAUGGACUAGCAGCGCAUUGGCUUUAUAAAGAAAAUGGAAAUGUACUGUCUUCCAUAAGCAGCAUAGAUGAAUCUGAAAUAGAGGUGUCUUCCUAUCUAUCCAAAGAGAUAGAGGAUCAAAAUACUAUAGAGGGUGACUUCUUGCAGAAGUACAGUUUGUUGAAAACAGGACAUCCAGUUCUCAGAGUUGAAGGAAGUCAUCUGCUUGCUGCUGUUAUUGUUAGGGUAGAAAAGGAUGGAAGGGAAUUGCUUGUCGCUGUUAGCUUUGUACUUCCAGCUUCUGAAUCAGUUGCUGAUAGAAGAUCUUCUUUUCAGAUGAAGCGAUGGGAAGCUUAUGCAAGAUUAUACAAAAAGGUUUCGGAUGAAUGGUGGUGUGAACCAGGACAUGGGGAUUGGUGCACUUGCCUAGAGAAGUAUACACUUUGUCGAGAUGGCAUGUACCACAAGCAAGAUCAGUUUGGGCGUCUACUGCCAACCUUCAUUCAGGUCAUUGAUUUGACUGACCAAGAAGAAUCAGAAUAUUGGGCUGUUGUAUCAGCUGUUUUCGAGGGCAGACAGCUUGAUUUUAUUACUAGACGGCCAAGAUUAAACUCGGCUGCGUUAACUUCCAUGGAAACUAGCAUCAAUAAUAAGGUGCGUUUGUUGAGGACAAUGUUAAGAUGGGAGGAACAGCUACACUCAGAAGCAAGCCUUGGUGGAAAAUCAUAUGGUUCCAUAGUACUUGGGGAGGUAGUGAUUGUAUGCUGGCCCCAUGGUGAGAUAAUGAGGUUGGAGGCUGGUAGCACUGCUGCAGAUGCUGCAAGAAGAGUAGGACUUGAAGGUAAGCUGGUUUUGGUUAAUGGUCAGCUUGUCUUACCCAAUACAAAGCUCAAAGAUGGUGAUGUAGUUGAAGUUAGAGUAUAAUAAUUUGUAAAAAAUUCUCUCAGAAGAACCAAAAAAGGAAAGAAAAAAAAAGAAAGUCAAAGAAAAAGGAAGAAAAAUUGUGGAAAAGAUAGAGACAAAGGACCGACUCAAGGUAUCAUAUCAGACUCAGAAACAAGAUAACACCAUCUUAAAGUCAUCAGAGUACAAGCUUUGUGAUAUGGAUUGAGCAGGAUAUUGGAGGAUGUUGGUCCUGGUAUAGAAUUUUUGGCAGUGAAUUUGUUUUGUUUCGUUUUAGAUAAGAGGAUAGAACAGAGUUGAAUGUACAUGUACAGCCAAAAAGAAAAAAAGAAAAAAAGAAAUAAUAUUCAUUUUCCAACCAAUUAGAAAAUUGCAGUGGCUCUUUUUACUUAAACAGAAAUCGUGGUCCUUUAUGACCCAGAUUCUGAUCUUCAUUUUUUCCCAGUAAAAAAAAAAAAGAAAGCAGUAGGUUAGGAACUACAAGAUAUCGGUUGCAAAACACAUGUUAAUUAUAUUAAUCGAUGGUCUUAUUAGGAACUGAAUCGACCAUUGUAGGCUAGGUUCUAUCAAAUAUAUAUAUAUAUAUAUAUAUGGGUGUGUGUGUGUGUAUAUAUCAUAAACAAGGAACAGCAAAACUUUAUGAAUUACUUCUCUCCAUAACAAUUUCCUCUUUUAAGGUUCCGCUGGAAAACAACAACAACAAAAGAAAUCACAGCUUUGAAGGAAAAUCAAACAUUGGCUCUUCAAUGUAAAUAAAUUAUCCCAUUGUAUUAAUUAAAUAUAUUGGUAUGGGUGUUUGUUGAAUAAUGGAACGCAAUUAAGUCCAGCCGUGUGUGGUUGGCAGUAAUUUUAAUAAACGACGGCAGAGUCACAAUCUUCAGAUAUAUAAUAGAAUGGACUUGCAGGUUUUUCAUUCUUCUUCUAAUGCAAGGAGUUUGAUGAGAUGUAUUAGAUCACGUGGACUAGAAAGUUAUUGUAUAAAUUUUAUCUUAUGAUGAU